AUGGUAGCUUGUGUCCAAUGUCCAGAAGAUCAGUAUGCAAAUCAAGAAAAAAAUGGAUGUCUCCUGAAAAGGAUAAACUUUCUGUCUUAUGAAGAACCUUUAGGGUAUAAUUUAGCUUGUCUUGCUGCUUUUUCCUCCCUCACCACAACAUGGAUGCUGGGAAAUUUUAUUAAGCACAAAGACAGUCCAAUUGUCAAAGCCAACAACCGGGAUCUCACCUACAUUCUCCUCAUCUCUCUUCUGUUCUGCUUCCUCUGUCCUUUGCUCUUUAUUGGACAACCUGGGAGAAUCACCUGUCUCGUCAGACAGCCUGCAUUUGGCCUCACUUUCUCACUGUCCAUCUCUUGUGUGUUGGCCAAAACCAUCCUUGUUUCUCUUGCCUUCAAGGCCACCAAGCCAGGAUCUCGGAUGAGGACAUGGGUGGGGAAAAGACUGGCUGUUUCUAUUGUCCUUCUCUGCUCUCUACUCCAAGCAAGCAUCUGUAUUGUUUGGUUAUCUACCUCUCCCCCAUUCCCAGAAUUAGACAUGCGUUCAACAACUGAAGAAAUGGUUCUACAAUGCAAUGAAGGGUCAGUUGUUAUGUUUUACUGUGUCCUGAGCUAUAUGGCCCUCCUUUCACUUGCCAGCUUCAUUGUGGCUUUCCAGGCUCGUAAACUGCCUGACAGUUUUAAUGAAGCCAAGUUCAUCACCUUCAGCAUGUUGGCUUUCUGCAGUGUGUGGACCUCCUUUGUACCGACAUACCUGAGCACCAGAGGAAAAGCCAUGGUGGCUGUGGAGAUCUUCUCUAUCUUGUGCUCUAGUGGUGUGCUCCUGGGAUGCAUCUUUUUUCCUAAAUGUUACAUUAUGGUUUUGAGGCCUGAUUUAAAUAACAGGGAACAACUGAUAAGAUUUGUUUAA
This is a messenger RNA of Pseudonaja textilis, 897 nucleotides long. The record is from RefSeq and is a predicted model, not a curated record. Lineage: Eukaryota; Metazoa; Chordata; Lepidosauria; Squamata; Elapidae.